GGGGACACUUGACAUCAACGUACGCAGCAUGAAGCUCUUCCAGCUGACACUGCCCAACGAACAGCACGGCAAGGUCGUGUCCGUUCUGCAAGAUGAGCUCAAACUAGAUAACGUAACGAGUGUGGAGGCGCGCACAUCGUCCAUCGUGACGUUCCGCGUGGAAGACGAGGAGAUGCAGGCGAUCCUCAACAAGCUGCAGCGUAUGGGCGUUGGUGUGCAGUUUGGUUUCUGCGACGUCAUGUCGCUCACGCCAGGCACCACCAUGCGCAAGCACAACCGCAGCAAGAAGAAGAAGCGCAGUGUUGGCCGCAUCCUGGAGCGCAACACCGACGUGGGCACUGCAGUACCUGUGGCCGAGAUGUACGCACAUAUCGAAGCAAACUCUACACUGUCCCGGGACUCAGUGAUGAUGCUGUUAAUCUCGUCGUAAGCUGCUUGAUUUUAUUCUUCUCUGAUUGGGUGAGGUGGAAACCUCAUUAUGGUCGUGUACUCUCACAGGUCGAUCGCUGGAAUUGGUCUGGCUGGAGAUUCAGGGACUUACGUCGUCGCCUCCAUGCUUUUAUCCCCGAUGAUGGGACCAAUUUUGGGCUGCGCUUUCGGAUUUGCUCUUCGCGAUAAAAAUCUCUUCAUUAACGGAAUGCUGAAUGAGCUGUUCGCUUUGACAAUUACUUUUCUAUUGGGUAUAAUGAUCGGCGCGUUCUUAAGCCCCUAUGCAGUAGCGCUGAACUGGCCCACGGCCGAGAUGCGCGAGCGUGGCCAGGCAAUUCAACUGUUAUUCGGGGCGAUUGUUGCUGCACUUUCGGGCACUGGUGUUGCGCUGGCUGAAUCAAAUGCCAACAUCUCCUCUGUUGUCGGAGUUGCCAUCGCCGCGGCACUACUUCCACCAACCGUUAACUGCGGGAUAUGCUUCUCCUAUGUCAUGAUCGGGCAAUAUUUUGUGACGGACGAUGUUAUCGGAGAAGAGCAAAAACUUGUUUUCUACGAGAUUGCAGUGGGCAGUCUAAUGCUUUUGUGGAUCAAUGUCGUCCUCAUUUACGUCACCGCAGUAUUGGUCUUUAAAAUCAAGAAGGUGGACCAGUUUCAACUGAUCCGGCGUAUUGACGAGGGCGCGUGGCAGAAUUUGCCACGUGUGCAGAGAACUCCGGCUCACAGAGACUCUACCACAAGGCAGAACUUUGACAGACGCGAACGAGUGGAGAGUAACGGGAGUGCCAACAGUACUAGUGGUUUUCUAACUGAUGAGGAGGACAUGAAUUUUUCUCCUGCUUCGCAGAAGAAUGUACGCGAGCCGCCCAAGCUGGUGCCAAUACGCCGAAGACCUCAUUCGCCGCUCGCUAACAUGGAUGAAGUGAACCUUAGUCUGGGAAGAGCAGACGCGGUCUAAGUUGGACUGCCAAGCGAGAAAAUGAACUGAAAUGAUUGGGUUUUGCUUUCCUUAAUUUCACAAGUGUAAUUGAGAAACAAGUACUUCAAGAAGUACAAAAGGCUUCAGGUACACGUAUACUAGCUCUCGUCUACCUCCAACGUAGCGUGGCGAACGUUCCGUCUAAUUUUCGAGCGACGCUGAACAGCGUGCAGAUGCAUGGCGGCGAUUUCUCUGUUACGGUCGUACGGUAUAUUCUGGCAAACCAAAAUGCGAAGAGUUGGUGUUUCCUUGCGAAUUGGUGCUAGAGUUGGAGCUGGCUUCGGCACAAGAGGCUUAUUGGCUUUUGUACGGACUACUACAGCUGAAGCAGGCGCAGGUUCCGAUUGAGAAGAUGUUCGUUUCAGCACAAUUGCUUCAAGUCUGACCAAAAAUUUCACAACACAAGUCAGCACGCAGCAGCUGGAGCGAAGGUGUGAAGAAGCACUUACAAUCGGGGUUCAGAAAGAUGUCUGCUUACUCGAGGCGUUCGAUUUCGAGAAAGGAUAGAAAUCGCCAAUUCCGUGGGCUCUGCUUCAGUGGCUGGUGGUUCUUCGAUAAUUGUUGGAGGGGCUUUCUGUUGCUCUUCCUUUUCCUCCUCCUCUACAGCAUCAGCAGAUGGAUCCGAUUCAGAGCCUGCGGAAUCGUCAUCUUCCGGGUUGUCUUGGAAAUUAUCUGGAAGUGCUGCCUCGAUUUCACUCAUCAGAUCGUCAUGAUCGAGAAGCGAUAGCAUCGACACGUCUUCGCCAGAAAAUAGCUGAUCAAAUUCAGAGGGCAAGCCGAACGAAGUCACGUCGCAAUUCUCCGUUAAUCGAUUGGAUGGCACAGGGUCAAGGAGAGGAGAUGCUGGCCUUUGUGGCUGUGUCCACGUCAUAUCUUGUUCCGUGGGUAAUUGUAUCGGUAGUUUACAGCCUUCAAGCGGCAUCAAACGGAUUUUGGUGCUACUCGCGAGAUCGCUGGCAACAGUUGUCGGUCCAAAGCAUUUAACUGGGAUUGGAGGCUCACAAGAAUCCAAGUCACAACGCUGCUCAGGGACAACUAUUUCGUCUUGCUCUGCUCUCGAUCUCGUAGGAAUUCCCGAAAGUUUUGGAGAAAGAGGCAUCGUACUGGCACGCUGCAAAGCGAGUACUUGCGAAAAUGGAAGCAAAGCAUGGCAAACCUUUAAACCAGCAGUAUGGAGAUCAGCAGGACUAAAAUGACGAAGAGAAGGGUUUAUCUGCUCUACGAGAUCUGAUUCAACGCGACUGUGGGUAGUUGAUGCAGGUUGCAGUAGCUUUGCCUUGUGUACGCCGGCAUCAACACCGAAGAAAGAUGCUUCAAGCGUAUAACUGUGAAGCACUUGCAUCUCGUUCCACACGACUACACGGCCCGUACCCUUCUUCGAAGCAGUGACCGAAAAGGUGCAAUCCCCAAAGCUAAAGAAUCCUCCGUGAGCGCAAUCGCUAGUUUUGCAAAGGAUAUGGGGAAAGAGGCGAACACGAGCGGCUUCACUUCUGCUACCAGGGUCGAACUGUCGACACCCAUACAGAAAAAUGUUCUUCUUGCGGCUAUGGCCAUGAAGGUCACAGUACAGACUCACGUGACGCGUCUUGCAAACGGAGAGGAUCAUGUUCUUGGUGGCAAAAAUUGUUGGAUGAAGCUCAGUGGAGGGGUUAAGCCACCGUCGAUUAAGGUCCGUACCGGCGAGUGAGCACCGAUAAUUACCGUGAACGACCCCGUCAGGAUUUAACAUUGGCACAACCUUGAACACGAAGUGGUGCCUCAAAAACCGAGCUUCGAGCGAGUUUCCCGUAAGAAACUCGAGUAUACCAUGCAUUACAAAGCUGCUAUUGCUUUCUCCCGGAUGAACUCGAGCUGAGAUCACUAUUGCUGUGCGUUUUCUUGUAGUCGAGUCCUUCUCGUCGUCUUGACUGAAGUCCGUGAUAGUGAGCAAGUCGCAGUUGUUACCAGCGAUUGUUUUGCACAUCACUCUUCGCUUGAAGUUGUUUCUACGAUCGGGAUCUUUCUGCAUGGACAAUAAGUACCGUUGCAGCCGUGUAUAUGUGUAAGGGUAACAAUGGGCAAAGUAUGCAACAAAGGGCUUGUCGCCAAAUGUCUGACUCGACGAGAACGAUGCUUUUGAAGAAGAUGGGGAUUGCACCGGAAACUCAUUCACGAAAGACAACGUGUAGUAGUUCAUCACUUUCCCCGUGCGACGAUGUCGAUAGGUGUCCGUGUUCUUGAAGUAGCAGACGUUGACCCCCGCGUGAUUCCAACCGCACUUGGGCGCGCCCGAGCUGUCGAUGUAAACGGCAGGGAGCAUGCCCUCGGUGUACAGGCUGGAUCUCUUGAGCAUGUUACGAAUAUUGAAGCGCACCUUCAAGCUGGUAGCUCCGCGUUCUCGGGCUUGCUGGAACAAAGUUGACGGAAUUGUGACUCGGAAAAAGUACCAUUGGAUACAGCCUUGUGUGUUCAUGUCAGUGUCUGCAUAGAGGUCGUAUUCAGAAUCAACGUCGACGAAAAACGGGAAUGGCAUCGUCGAUGUCUGUAAAGUUGGUGCUUUGGUUGACACCAGGCCAGGUUCGCUCGACCUCGUUGAGCUCUUACCGAUGAAGGAAGAACUGCGUAACAUGAGUAGCUCGUGGCUAGGAGCGUAUCGACGCCCCAGAACUCGAUAGGCUCGGUCCAAAUUGCCGCUCUCAAAGGUAGCGCUGAAGCUUAUCUCGUCUGAGAGAUUUGUGCUGGCAUUCGAACGGCUCUCGAGCUCCUUGUUACGCUUGUAGAUGAGCCGGGUCUCAAGACCAAAUCCAUGGCGUGGUGAUUGAAAGAAUUCGUUGUUCGUCAUGUAGUCGCUUAGCAGACGAGCUCGCCUGAGAGCCUCGGGGGGUACGGCGACGGCAUCUCCGUCGACAUGUUUGCCUGCCUCAGGAUCAUCUAGGGCAGCUAAAUGUGGCAGGACGUAGCCGAAGCCUGUCUGUGUGGUAGUGUCGAAUUCUUCCAGCUCGUCAUCGGGCGAGAGUACGAUGAGAGGUAGAGGGGGCGGCGUGCUGAGGACAGGACCCAAAGAACGCUUUCGCAAGAGUUUGUACGGUAUCUCGGCGUACAGCUUGAGGCUCAUGUCGAAAACAACACCGUAUCAUGCAUUCGAUAACGAUAAAUGUUAGCAGAAGGCUCUUGGGUUUUAUUGUAAUAUUAGUGAACACCACAGAGUACUGUUCUUAUUGAAAAUA
Phytophthora nicotianae INRA-310 is the source of this 4611-nucleotide messenger RNA. RefSeq lists its product as hypothetical. NCBI's taxonomy places the organism in Eukaryota, Oomycota, Peronosporomycetes, Peronosporales, Peronosporaceae. The record is from RefSeq and is a predicted model, not a curated record. The transcript is spliced from 6 exons. The coding region runs from base 479 to 1384 and encodes 301 amino acids.